AUGAGAAACUUCUCACAGGCUGAUGGAGAUACGAUCACCAUUCUUAGCAUAGACGGUGGAGGCGUCCGGGGCAUUAUCCCUGCAACUAUCCUUCAAUGUCUUGAGGAAAAGCUUCAAAAACUGGAUGGCCCAGACGUUAGAAUAGCAGAUUAUUUCGAUGUCAUUGCGGGGACAAGCACUGGAGGGCUGGUUACCGCAAUGUUAACUGCUCCAAACAAGGAAAACAAACCACCGUAUACGGCCAAGGAGAUUCAAAACUUCUAUUUGGACGAGAGUGAAAAAAUUUUCCCAUCUGCAAACCGUGGAAAGUUGCAUUCAGCAUACACUUUUCUAUUCGGCCCUAAAUAUGAUGGCCUUUAUCUGCAAGAUCUUGUGAAAAGAAUAGUAGGUGACAUUCAUCUGGACAAACUACUAACUAAUGUGGUGAUCCCUACCUACGAUACUGUGUUUCUGCAGCCUACAAUUUUCUCUACUUUUGAGGCCAAGCGAGACGCAUCAAAAAAUGCAAUGCUAUCAGAUGUAUGCAUGGGUACUACGGCUGCCCCAACAUAUUUUCGUCCUCAUUAUUUUAAAAUAAAAUAUUCGUCCAGCAAGUCUAGAGAAAAUCCGUCCGGCAAGCCCAUUGAGAUAACCAGAAAGUUCAAUCUCAUAGAUGGAGGAGUGACUGCUAACAACCCAGCAAGUUUAGAUAUGGUGGACAUUUACGCCUCCUUAAUCUUCCAAUCCUUUAAGACUGGAAAGAAUUUUGAGCCUGGAAGGAACUAUAUCAGAAUUCAGGAUGACAGCUUGGAGGGAGAUGCAGCUUCUACUGAUGAAUCUUCUAAGGAAAAUCUGCAUAAACUUAUUGAGAUAGCCAAUGGUGUCCUGAAAAGGAAUGUUGGAAGAGUCAAUUUAGAGACGGGAGCGUUUGAGCCAGCUCCUGGUAAGGCUAAUGUUAGCAACAGAGAAGACUUGGAGAGCUUUGCGAAGAGACUCUCGGACGAAAGAAAGUCGCGAAUGUCGCGAUCAUCUGGUGAUAGAGCUCCUAUUUUCUUCUCGUGUUAUGUUCAAUCAUGGUGUAGUGUAACAGUGGUUUUAUCGUUAUUUCGAUAUGAAGUUGGAAAUAUUGAUCUACAGGCACAGAUUUUGACAUAUCAGCAACAGAUCUCGCAGUUGACCGCUGAGAGAGAUACUGAGAUAGAGCGGCGGGGUCGAGCGGAGGAGGCGUUGGCGACUGUGCAGAGAGCAGCGAUGGGUGGUCAAUUAAGAGACACCCUUAGAGAGCUGACACGGAGAGUGCAGGAGGCUGAUUAUUAUAGACAGCAUUAUGAGGCUGCAGUACCUAGAGAUUCGGCGAGUGGAGAGCUUUGCACAGUCGAGAUCGAGCCGAUCUCGAACUGUCGGUACAUGAUCUGA
Messenger RNA from Cryptomeria japonica (Japanese cedar), 1395 nucleotides. RefSeq names its product patatin-like protein 2. Gene Ontology annotation, molecular function: glycerophospholipase activity; monoacylglycerol lipase activity. Gene Ontology annotation, biological process: lipid metabolic process. The record is from RefSeq and is a predicted model, not a curated record. The coding region runs from base 1 to 1395 and encodes 464 amino acids. NCBI's taxonomy places the organism in Eukaryota, Viridiplantae, Streptophyta, Pinopsida, Cupressales, Cupressaceae. The transcript has 9 exons.